This is a messenger RNA of Tribolium castaneum (red flour beetle), 1343 nucleotides long. RefSeq names its product leucine-rich repeat neuronal protein 1. Bases 44 to 1243 code for a protein of 399 amino acids. The transcript has 2 exons. Gene Ontology annotation, molecular function: protein binding. The record is from RefSeq and is a predicted model, not a curated record. NCBI's taxonomy places the organism in Eukaryota, Metazoa, Arthropoda, Insecta, Coleoptera, Tenebrionidae. Gene Ontology annotation, cellular component: plasma membrane.
UUAGUCAUAAUUACACCAGUGAAAUGAGGUGUGUGGCAACAAAAUGCAGUUUUAUUCAUACGUUUUUUUAUAUUUAUUGCUGCCCAAAACUUUGAGUAAACGAGUCGAAAUUACGUGCCCGCAACACUGCAAGUGUGAUAUUUUCGAAACUUUGAGACGCGCCACUUGCACACGCGGGAAUUUGGCAGGGAUUGAGUCAAAUAUACCGACACAAACGCAAAUUCUGGACCUAUCCUUUAACCGGAUUAGCUGGCUUCAGAAAAAUGUGUUUAAGGUAGUAAUCAUUUCCCGUUAUCAGUGGCUAAUUCAUUUUAAGGAGGAAAAACUCACGAAUUUGAAACUACUAAACCUGUCCCACAACAUAGUGAGUCAUAUUGAAAUGAAGGCUUUCAAAGGCUUGAGUGCCUUGAGGACGUUAGAUUUGUCGUACAACAGUGUCCAGUAUUUAACCCCAGCCUGGUUUAGGGACAUGACAGCGCUGGAAGAAUUAUAUCUGCGAGGGAACGGCUUUAGUAAACUGGACAGUGGCCCACUUUUCGCCUCUAAGUCACUUAAACGACUUGACUUGAGCCUGUGCCGCAUAUCUUACAUAGGCCCGGACUCAUUUAGCCAGAUCCCGAAUCUGGAAGUCUUGGACGUGUCUGAGAACUAUUUGAUCCACCUGUAUAUCGCCACAGUUGAGCCUUUGACGAAUCUCCAAAUCCUGGAUGCCGGUAACAAUUCGUUGUCCUGUGACGGUGUCUCAAAAAACUUGGCGAAAUAUUGCGUCCAGAAGGGAAUAAGGUUCAAGGAUCCGUGCAAGCCGACGAUCGCCGAUUCGGAAAAGUUCCAGCGCAUGGUUAAUUUGGCCGAGCCGGAGGACGAGAAAAAUUCAUGGAUUUAUGACGACGGCCAAGAGAUACGACAUGACAAUCAAACAACAACAAACGCGACUUGUAAUAACACUCCUGCUGAUAAGAAAAGCCUGUUGCAGGAAAUCGUCGACUUGUCACCCGUGUUAUCAAUUCUGCUUCCAUUUAUUUAUGGAAUCGCCGUUGGUGUGCUGAUAGCGUACAUUCUGAGCGUGUUUUCCCGAAAAAAGCAAUCGGAUGAGCCCGCUCAUGACCAGAAUUUGCGAAGAAGUGGUACGUUUAGCCGGAUGCUCAGUCGAGGCGCGGUCACUGAGGAGCGGCAAAACCUGCCCCUGCGCGAGUGGCACCUCUCUGAGUCAACCCCCGUACUGUUUAGGAAAAACCAGUGCUAAUCUCUCUCAAUAAAACUGUGAUACUCCUCAAAAUACUUUUAUUUAUCGCUGGUUAUGUACAAAGUGGAAUGAAUAAAAUCAAAUAAAACGGAACAAUUUA